Messenger RNA from Piliocolobus tephrosceles (Ugandan red Colobus), 3174 nucleotides. It is a transcript of the gene FAM194C, whose product is annotated as family with sequence similarity 149 member C. The coding region runs from base 305 to 3013 and encodes 902 amino acids. NCBI's taxonomy places the organism in Eukaryota, Metazoa, Chordata, Mammalia, Primates, Cercopithecidae. The transcript has 16 exons. The record is from RefSeq and is a predicted model, not a curated record.
CUUCAGAUGUACGUGUUGGAUAAUUCCAAGCCUAUCUGGGCAUUGCAGCCAGGAGCUUCUGCAUCCCUCGCUUCCAAAGAGAACCAGUGAAACAUCUUUUUGUUCUUGCAGGUUCUUGUUGAUUGAUCACAAGCAGAUCUUCCACCCUCGGAUCUCUAACUACAAAAGGAACCACUGGCUCAAUGACCUGUAAGGGUCAUUUCAGCACAUCCAUUCUGUCCAUCUCCAAGCCUUCACCAUAGGGAAGAACUUUUGCUCUCAGUCACCUCUCAGAGAGCUCUCUUUAUAGCUGAAGGUCCCUCUCAUGAGUUACAUCAAGAGUAACCUAGAAUUAUACCAGCAAUACACAGCCAUGGCCCCCAAGCUACUGGCCCGCGUCUCCAAACUCCUCAUGAUCUGCCAGAAUGCAGGCAUUUCUAUACCAAAGGGCAUCAGAAACAUCUUUGAGUUCACUUGGGAAGAACUCAUCAGUGACCCUUCAGUGCCUACCCCGUCCGACAUCUUGGGCCUGGAGGUCAGCUUUGGAGCCCCCCUGGUGGUGCUCAUGGAACCCACCUUUGUGCAGGUCCCCACACUGAAGAAGCCACUACCUCCACCACCACCAGCACCACUACAUCCACUGCUGCUGGCAACCACUGCCAAGCGUUCCACCCCCUCUCCCACCAUGGCCCGUCAGGUGCGCGCCCAGCAGGAGACCCUGAACAGGUUUCAGCAGCAGUCCAUCCACCUGCUGACGGAGCUCCUCAAACUGAAGAUGAAGGCCAUGGUGGAGUCUAUGUCGGUGGGUGCCAACCCCUUGGACAUCACCAGGCGCUUUGUGGAGGCCAGCCAGCUCCUCCACCUCAAUGCCAAAGAGAUGGCCUUCAACUGCCUGAUCGGCACAGCUGGGAGAAGUGGCUACAGCAGCGGACAGUUGUGGAAAGAGUCCCUCGCAAACAUGUCUGCCAUUGGGGUGAACUCGCCUUACCAGCUGAUCUACCACUCUUCCACAGCCUGUCUGAGCUUUUGCCUCUCUACUGGAAAAGAAGUCAAGAAGAAAAUAGACAAAUCUAGAACUAUAGAAGACGUCAGCAUGCCGCCCCCGCAUCGAGGAGGCGGAACCCCUGCCAACAGCCUGGAGUUCAGCGACCCCUGCCCUGAGGCCCGCGAGAAGCUGCAGGAGUUGUGUCGCCACAUAGAAGCCGAAAGGGCCACGUGGAAAGGGAGGAAUAUCUCCUACCCCAUGAUCUUACGAAACUACAAGGCAAAGUUGCCCUCUCAUCUAAUGAUGGCCCGCAAAGGAGACUCUCAGACCACCCCGGGUUUACAUUACCCUCCCACCGCAAGUGCUCAGACUCUCACCCCCACACCUCACUCAUCAUCCGCCAACCAUCUCUUCAGUCGGCAUUGUCAAGAGGGGAAGGCGCCCAAGAAGGCCUUCAAGUUUCAUUACACCUUCUAUGACGGCUCCUCCUUCGUUUACUAUCCCUCUGGAAACAUUGCUAUAUGUCAGAUCCCCACAUGCUGCAGAGGGAGAACCAUCACUUACCUCUUUAAUGACAUACCUGGCUUCUCCUUGCUGGCCCUAUUCAAUGCUGAAGGUCAGGGCUGUGUUCACUACAACCUAAAAACCAGAUGCCCAUAUGUCUUAAUCUUGGAUGAGGAAGGUGGGACCACCAAUGACCAGCAGGGCUAUGUAGUCCACAAAUGGAGCUGGACUUCCAGGACAGAGACUCUGCUUUCCCUGGAAUACAAGGUGAAUGAGGAAAUGAAGCUAAAGGUGCUGGGACAGGACUCCAUCACGGUCACCUUCACCUCCCUGAAUGAGACAGUAACACUUGCUGUGUCGGCAAACAACUGUCCUCAUGGAAUGGCAUAUGACAAACGGCUGAACCGCAGAAUCAGCAACAUGGACGACAAGGUGUAUAAGAUGAGCCAAGCCCUGGCUGAGAUCAAGAAGCGGUUUCAGAAGACAGUGACUCAGUUCAUUAACUCUAUCUUGCUGGCCGCAGGUCUGUUUACCAUUGAAUAUCCCACCAAAAAGGAGGAGGCAGAAUUUGUUCGGUUCAAGAUGAAAUCUGGAACUCAUCCCGAGCGGCUCCCCAAGCUACACUCAGGAGAAAAUCUUUUACGAUCUCCGUCAGGCCAACUGGAAUCCUCAGUUGCAGAGACUUUGAAGGAUGAGCCUGAGUCUGCUUCUGUGAGCCCAGUUCGGAAGAAGACCACCAAAAUCCACACCAAAGCCAAGGUCACAUCCAGAGGGAAGGCCCGCGAGGGGCGCAGCCCUACCAGGUGGGCGGCCUCGCCCUCAGACUGCCCACUGGUGCUGCGGAAGCUCAUGCUUAAGGAAGACGCCCGUGCUGGCUGCAGGUGCCUGGUGAAGGCGCCCCUGGUCUCUGACGUGGAGCUGGAGCGCUUCCUGCUGGCACCCCGAGACCCCAGCCAGGUGCUGGUGUUUGGAAUCAUCUCAAGCCAGAACUACACCAGCACUGGGCAGCUCCAGUGGCUGCUGAACACACUCUACAGCCACCAGCAGCGGGGCCGCGGCUCCCCCUGCAUCCAGUGCCGGUAUGACUCCUACCGCCUGCUACAGUAUGACCUGGACAGCCCCCUGCAGGAGGACCCUCCCCUGAUGGUGAAGAAGAACUCUGUGGUGCAGGGGAUGAUUCUGAUGUUUGCUGGGGGGAAGCUCCUUUUUGGGGGCCGUGUUUUGAAUGGAUAUGGCCUCAGCAAGCAGAAUCUGCUGAAACAGAUCUUCCGGUCUCAACAGGAUUGCAAGAUGGGCUACUUCCUGCCUGACGACUACAAAUUCAGUGCUCCCAGCUCUGUCCUGAGCCUGGAGGAUUCUGAAUCAGCCAAGAAAGCCGAGUCAGAAGAUAUCCAAGGAAGCAGCUCCUCAUUGGCCCUGGAAGACUAUGUGGAGAAGGAGUUACCUGUGGAGGCUGAGAAGGCAAAAGAGCCUGAAGUGGAGCUACAUCCUCUCAGGAGGAACAGCAAGGUAACCAGCGGGAAGAAGCAGGCCUCCAAGAAGUAGUGCCAUCCUGGCGGCAGCCAAGUGAGCCAGGCCCCGGACCGGGGUGCCGGGGCUUCCUGCCAGCCCAGCCCUGCCUCCCCGGUCUCCCACCCUGUCCUCCAAGCCUCCGUAAUAAACAAGCGGGCCUCCAGCAUCGGGGUGAGGCUCUGGGGAAGGACAGA